UGUACAAUAUAUGUAUAGACUUUCAGAUGUCCAGCGCAUGUCCUGCGAACAACCAAGACGACGACGACGACGACAGCAACAUGUGCGGUGGAAUCUGGAAAGACCUCUUUUCUCUCUCUCUCUCUCUCUCUCUCUCUCUUUAUAUAUGUGGCACGCCGGAGCUUGCGCUCGAUCCAUCACCUGCUGCCCACGGUCAAACCAUCUGUUGGAGGACCCUAAGCAAGUAGCAGCUACUAAAUAUAAGCCAUGAUGAUGGUGAUAAUAAUAAUGAUAAUAAUAAAAAAGACGGCUAUUCCAAACAAGUGAGCGAGUGAGGACCGAAGCAGAACGAAGCUGAUGAAUCCGGCCGAUCCGCCAUGACUGGCUUGCGCGUCCGUCGCCCUGCCUGCCUGGCUUGCUGGCUGGCCAUGCCAUGCCAUGCUCGCCUGGUGUCUUGCAUCCGCCGUCCUUGAAGUUUCAGCUUGAUGGUGCGUUAUCGCUGCGCUAUAUUCCCGCCUUCGCCUCGCGUCCAAUUGCGCCCUGCGAGCCCGCCCGUGUUUCUUAUAUUCUUUGUGGCGCUACGUAACACGCUGGCUGCAUGCAUGCCUGCAUCUUCUCAACAUUGAACAACAACAACCGGACUCUUACCCCAGUCACCUACCUAGCUCACCACCUAACCACCACCACCACCACUACCACUACCACCCCCCCGGCCGGCCCCUUCAUUGCUCGCCUGCCCAUUAUUACUACUACCCUUGGUUCCUUCUCCAGCCCCUCCCCCGCCUCUUCUUGUUCAUCUCUUCCCUCCAUCAUCUUUUUUUUGUCGUCUUUUGCUGUCUUGCUUGUCGCCUACUGCCUAUCACACCAUCAGUACCACGACAAAGCCUCCAGUACAGUUACCACCAUCCUUCUAUCCAGCACUAUCCGCCUAUUGCAUAUCCGCUCCCCAUCGUAUCGCGACUCAACAUUCAUCUGCAAAGGGACCAUCGCAGUCUCAAAGCUUGUACCCCACUCGCUCCAAACUUACCCAUUCUUACCCUGAACCCUCCCGCGUCCUGCUCGUCAACAGCUGGUCAACAGAACAACAACCGCAUACUGUCGACGCACUGUACUCCCUAAGGCGUUUGCGAGCUACUAGGCCACAACACCACCGAAUCAACCACAACACCACCCUGCGCUACGCCGUGUCCGGCUUCAUCUAAUUCGGUGCACACACCAUCGUCUUGCCUGUUUCAGCAUCCAAGCGUAGCUUGCAACACGCGAUACCGAAACCCAUACCCACCGCACCGGCAUCUAGUUGCCAGCCGAGACUAACCAGCCAUCGCGAUCAACAAGACCCGCCAUGUCCGUCGCUAUGGAGAACCGCUACCCCCAACCCGACCAGCAGUCUGCCCGUCACCCACCGCAGUCAGAUUCACGCCCCGAAACACGCCCACGAUCCAAGAGCACAAUCAGCUUCAAGAGCGGGAAGAGCGCCAAAUCCGGUGGUCACUCAAGGAAAGAGAGUCACGACGAAAAGCUACACUUGCAUGCCCAUACAAAAGCCGAUCCGAACGCGGCUAUGAACGAAUCCCAGCCAAGUAAGUCUUGUUGCCUCGUCUUCCCUCGUCCCGUGCACUCGCACAACCCCUUCUCCAUCGCGGGAUUCUUGCGCGUUUGUGUUUCUUUCGGAACGCAACGGAUCUUGUCUCAUCUUCAUUUUUUGCACUCUCUGCACCUAUCGGCACUUACUGACGAUUCUCGACCAGUCGCUGCGGCCCUUGAGAAGCCCACACUGCAGUCACUGCGCUCGUUCGACCACACCGACGCGCAAGGCAAUCUAAUAGCGGAACCUGAUAUCUCCAAUCCCACCCGUUCGAGAUGGGAGCGCCCGCUCGACACCAUCCGCUCGUUCGAAGCAGCCAUUGACGGCGAGUACAGGAGACGAGCACACACUAUGAGAGCCGAUUCCAAUACGGAGAUAAUGAGCCAGUACGGCAGUCGAAGGAGCAGCUAUUAUGGUGGAGCUCAAGACCAGAACCGCUACUCGCAAAUGAGCGGCUAUUAUGGUAACCGACAAGCUGCCCGUGAUAGUUGGAUGGAUAACGCACAGGGUGCCGGAGGUCCGGUUGGCGGUCCCCCACGAACGCGCUACAAUCGCAUGCAAUCAGAUCCGUACAACCGCUAUAGCAAUGGCCACACCAUGUACCCCAAUCAAGGGUACCAACAAUCCCGCGACACCGUGAACACCAAUGGAUCCAAUGGUAGCCACAGUGAUCCCUACUCGACCGAUCCCCAUAGCGACAAUAGCUCCGUCGAACGGGCUCCUCCUGUACGACAGCCAGAGACCGGCGAACAGUACGGGUUUACAGGGUUUGGUGCUGGUCCGAUCCUAGAAGAGAAUGGGCAGCAGCGCAACUCCUAUUUUGCACAACCGCCUUCGAACGGGAAUGGGCACGGUGUUCCACCAGUUCCUCAAAAGAAUGGACCGCCGCCACCGCCAGUUCACGGCCAGCCAAUUAAGCUCACCAAGACCAACGGUUCCAACGGGUCCCCUGCCGCAAAUUCAAAUUCACAGGCUCGUCCGAAUGCCGAGAAGAGAAAGAGCUGGUUCAAGAGGCGCUUCAGCAAAGAUUAG
Molecule: messenger RNA, 2596 nt
Organism: Periconia digitata
Lineage: Eukaryota; Fungi; Ascomycota; Dothideomycetes; Pleosporales; Periconiaceae
Source: the annotation of a GenBank genome assembly